AUAUAGACCACGUGACUCGUAAUGAAAAAAUUAGCGUCGCUAAAAUUGCCCCCCCACUGCUUGUUCAUAACUGUCUUUUGGAUUUUGGUAGACUUGUUCCUUGGGAGGAUAUUCACUAGAUCGAUACAAUGGCCGGUGCACCUCCAAUUACGACAAGCCCGACUGCAUCCAGUAGUCUCCUGCCAGCAAAAUCAUGGCAACACUUCGUAGCAGGAGGUCUGGGUGGAAUGUGUGGUGCAAUCGUCACGAGUCCAUUUGAUGUUGUCAAGACGCGGUUGCAGUCCAGUCUUUUCAGGGAGAAGCACACUUCAGUCGGGGUUGUAGGAGGUGGUGUUGCGGCGCUCCCGCAGCGUUCAAGUGGUUUGUUGUGGAAUUUCGUCGAGACCGGACACAUUUUACGUGACAUAUACCGUGACGAGUCUCCAAGAGCGCUUUUCAAAGGCCUUGUGCCAACUCUAGUCGGUGUCAUACCUGCCCGUUCAAUCAAUUUCUACACGUACGGUAACGGCAAGCAAAUUAUCGCCAAUCAAUUCAACCACGGACAAGAAAAUUCCUACGUCCACCUUGUCGCAGCUGCAACUGCUGGUAUUAUAACAGGGACAGCCACAAAUCCCAUCUGGGUUGUCAAGACGCGUCUACAGCUUACAGCAUCGGAAAGUCGACAUCCCUCCUCACUCGCAAGUACGAAUCCAGGGGCAACCGCUGGACCUUCACGCGCCCUCGGAGGCAGUUACAAUAUGAUUACGCAGAUCUUCCGUCAGGAGGGCAUUAAGGGCUUUUACAAGGGCCUGAGUGCGAGUUAUUUGGGCGUGACGGAGGGAACCAUUCAAUGGGUGCUCUAUGAGCGCCUGAAGAGGUUAUCUGCAAACACUGAAGGUCGUGGAGGCACGACCGAGUGGUUUGGAAUGCUUGGCAGCGCCGGAACUGCGAAGUGCAUCGCCAGUUUGAUUACAUAUCCCCAUGAGGUACUACGGACGCGACUACGACAACCGUCUGUGAACGGCGUCAUGAAGUACACUGGUCUUUGGCAAACGCUGCGGACCGUUAUUGCCGAAGAGGGAGCCCGCUCCCUUUAUGGUGGGCUGAGUGCACAUUUAAUGCGUGUCGUCCCUAAUGCAGCGGUGAUGUACUCGAUAUACGAGGGUGCCUUGCGAUGGAGCAAGCACAAUUGAAUCUCAUUCUGAAAGGUUGGGAUCCCUGUAGGGAUCCUUCGAUAAGCUAUGCUUAAAUUCCUUCUCUUUAACCUAGAUAACUUCAUCGUUUAUUAUUGCUGAUCGGGUCACCUUACUAUCCUCCCCGCACUUUCACAAUUCCCGCAUUAUAUUUUACAUUCAAUCCUACAUUGUUUCGCAUACAUUUGUAUAGUACCACACGUUACCCGUCGUAACUCACCACUCCAUUGUGUGUUUGAACGUCAGUCCUACGUCCCAAGAGCAGU
This is a messenger RNA of Suillus plorans, 1438 nucleotides long. RefSeq names its product mitochondrial carrier protein RIM2. The coding region runs from base 129 to 1172 and encodes 347 amino acids. Gene Ontology annotation, biological process: pyrimidine nucleotide import into mitochondrion. The transcript has 4 exons. The record is from RefSeq and is a predicted model, not a curated record. Gene Ontology annotation, molecular function: pyrimidine nucleotide transmembrane transporter activity. NCBI's taxonomy places the organism in Eukaryota, Fungi, Basidiomycota, Agaricomycetes, Boletales, Suillaceae. Gene Ontology annotation, cellular component: mitochondrion.